UUUAUACUUUUAUAACAAACCAAAGUAAGUUUCCUCAAUCAAGUGACUUGUGUGCGAUCGGGUGUGGCAAUUGUUUUCUCGUGUUUUGUUUGUGAUGAAUUCCAUGGACUGUUUGAUGUGUAGUUAGAAAAAACACGUGAAUGGGUGGGGCAUUCCUAAAUCAAAUUGGAAGUCCAUUCUUCGGCGGUUGGCUCAUGAAAUAUGUAGAAGUUACCGGUUUUGUAACGGACAAAUCUUUGUUCCAUUCACAAAGCCUUAUUUGGUCCGAGUUCAACUGUAAGAUACGGUAUUCUUGAGGUUUCUCUGUGAUAGAUAAAGCAGUGUAUGAUUGACAGUGAAGUUAAAAAGUUCUCCUGAAAAAAAGUGAACUUGUAAAUUUGUACAAUACAAUCGUAAGCAGUUUUUAUUGUACAUGUUUUGUAGAAAAUUGAGAUGAAAUUUUUUUUCACAAAUAGCGUACACUCAAGGAUAUCUAAUAUUGAUAGUUUUUUUUUAUUUUUUUAUAGUUUGCAUUUUGGGUGUCGUUAAAAACUGCUAUUCAUAGAAAAAAGAAAACCACAGAUUCAUAGCUAAUGCUAAUCUUGAAAUGAUGAUUUUUUGAAAUUCUGCUUUUACUCCAUACAGAAAACACAAUUACAUGAGCCAACACUGAAUUCUACACAAAUCACUCUUGGAUAUUUUAAUUUUUUGCGAAAUUUUAUUGAAAUCAGUGUACAGUUAGCGCAAAAAUAAUUGCGCGAUGUUCUUCCUUUGUUAGGCAAAAUUGAAUCAAUGUGGCAAUCAUGCAAUGAAUGAUUUCUUGUGAAGACGUCCUCCGCGAAUCAAUAUCAAUCCUACUUUUGGGCGCUGAAGGAAAAAAUUACUAACAAACAGUCAACAUGUGUGACGAAGAAGUUGCCGCGCUCGUAGUAGACAAUGGAUCCGGUAUGUGCAAAGCUGGCUUUGCUGGUGAUGAUGCACCUAGGGCAGUAUUCCCAUCCAUCGUGGGCCGUCCAAGGCAUCAAGGUGUGAUGGUAGGAAUGGGACAGAAAGACUCAUAUGUAGGAGAUGAGGCACAGAGCAAAAGAGGUAUCCUCACUUUAAAAUACCCCAUCGAGCAUGGUAUUGUCACAAACUGGGAUGACAUGGAGAAGAUCUGGCAUCACACCUUCUACAAUGAACUGAGAGUAGCCCCAGAAGAGCACCCCGUACUGUUGACUGAAGCUCCACUGAACCCAAAAGCCAACAGGGAAAAGAUGACACAGAUCAUGUUUGAGACCUUCAACACACCCGCCAUGUAUGUUGCCAUCCAGGCUGUACUGUCCCUGUAUGCUUCUGGUCGUACCACUGGUAUCGUGCUUGACUCUGGUGAUGGUGUCUCGCACACGGUACCCAUCUACGAAGGAUACGCCCUUCCCCACGCCAUCUUGCGUCUGGAUUUGGCCGGUCGUGACCUCACAGAUUACCUCAUGAAGAUCCUCACCGAGAGGGGCUACUCAUUCACCACCACUGCUGAGAGGGAAAUUGUUAGGGAUAUCAAAGAGAAGCUGUGCUACGUAGCGUUGGACUUUGAACAGGAAAUGGCCACCGCUGCCAGCUCCAGCUCAUUGGAAAAGAGCUAUGAACUUCCCGAUGGACAGGUCAUCACCAUUGGAAAUGAAAGGUUCCGUUGCCCAGAAGCGCUGUUCCAGCCUUCAUUCUUGGGUAUGGAAGCGUGCGGCAUCCACGAAACCACUUACAACUCGAUCAUGAAGUGCGACGUGGACAUCCGUAAGGACCUGUACGCCAACACUGUCCUCUCUGGAGGCACCACCAUGUACCCAGGCAUCGCCGACAGGAUGCAGAAGGAAAUCACAGCAUUGGCCCCAUCCACAAUGAAGAUCAAGAUCAUCGCACCCCCAGAAAGGAAAUACUCCGUAUGGAUCGGUGGAUCCAUCCUCGCUUCCCUGUCCACCUUCCAGCAAAUGUGGAUCUCCAAACAGGAAUACGACGAGUCCGGUCCGUCAAUCGUGCACAGGAAGUGCUUCUAAUUUCAUAUUCGUUGUACACUUCAUGUCAUUCCGUUUUUCAUUGAUAUACAUUUCGUACUACGACUGACCUCUUGGUAUGAGGUCGGUCAGAACUGCCGUGUUUUAUGGGAGAUUCAAUAAGUUUGAGUGACCAUAAAAUUUUGUUUAUGUUUGCACUCUAGCCAAAGUAUUAUUACUUAAUUUUGUAAUAAUUUAUUACAUGUGCAGAAUAAGACUCUUAUUAUUAUUAUAUUAUUAUUAGGCUAAUACAUAUGGGAUAAUAAAAAAAUUGUAAAACUUUCCUGUAUCGUAAUUUAUUUUACCUUUGUAUAAAAAUAAAUAGAAAGCUUUUAAAUAUUGGUUUCAA
Acanthoscelides obtectus is the source of this 2355-nucleotide messenger RNA. The record is from the annotation of a GenBank genome assembly. NCBI's taxonomy places the organism in Eukaryota, Metazoa, Arthropoda, Insecta, Coleoptera, Chrysomelidae.